Cloeon dipterum is the source of this 545-nucleotide messenger RNA. It is a transcript of the gene Bet1, whose product is annotated as blocked early in transport 1. Gene Ontology annotation, cellular component: SNARE complex. NCBI's taxonomy places the organism in Eukaryota, Metazoa, Arthropoda, Insecta, Ephemeroptera, Baetidae. Gene Ontology annotation, biological process: vesicle fusion with Golgi apparatus; endoplasmic reticulum to Golgi vesicle-mediated transport. Gene Ontology annotation, molecular function: SNAP receptor activity. The transcript has 5 exons. Bases 175 to 501 code for a protein of 108 amino acids. The record is from RefSeq and is a predicted model, not a curated record.
AAAACAUAUGGAUCUGCUGUUGAUUCAACACAAAAACAGAGAAAGUCCAGCUCAAAAGAAUGAUGCCCUUAAUUUCGUGACUUUUGUCCAUUUUACUUCAGUAUUUGCGGCUUGACAGGUAUAAUGCACACAAUUUAAUUAACCAGCAGCCGAAGUGACUGAAACGUUGCCAAAAUGAGGAGAGCUCAUGCUAACCAAUCCUAUUCAUUCCAACCCCAUUCGCCCGUCGAGGAGGAAAAUGAGCAGAUGACGGACCAGCUGCAAGACAAAAUUGGGGCACUUCGAUCGCUCUGCAUAGAAAUGGGCACAGAAGUGAAAUACCACAACAAACUGCUGACUGAUAUAAACGACGACAUGGAGCAUUCUCGGGGCUUCCUCGGCAAAACGAUGGACAGAGUGCUUCGCCUGGGCAAGGGCAGCCACAACUACCAUCUUGUUUACCUUUUCCUCUUCUGUAUUUUCGUGUUUUUCCUGCUGUGGAUCAUCCUCAAGUUCAGAUGAUUAGCAUGGCGUUCUAUUAAAUUUUGUUUGCAUCGAUUUGUAAA